AUGGAUCCACUUGCCGAUCUACGUCGCAGCACCUACAAAUCGAGAGCCCACUUUAAGCCAGAAGAAGUACGACGUCGACGCGAGACUGCACAAGUGGAGAUUCGCAAGCAAAAGAAGGAAGAGAAUCUUGCCAAAAGACGCAACUUCAACCUCCAAAAUCUCCCUGACGAUUCAGAUGAUGAUGCCGAUUCGUUUGGUGUCGACACACAGCUUAUGUCUGUAUUGCCUGACAUGGUGAGCGGCCUCUAUUCUCAAGACACCGACACACAACUGGCAGCCACCUCCCACUUUAGAAAGCUUUUGUCCAAGGAGAGAAACCCACCCAUUGAAGAAGUUAUUGCUUGUGGGGUUGUUCCACGAUUUGUUGAAUUUUUACGUUCUACGAAUUCUACUUUACAGUUUGAAGCUGCAUGGGCAUUGACCAACAUUGCAUCAGGAUCAUCUCAACAAACUCAAGUCGUUUUGGAAGCUGAUGCCGUGCCUCGCUUUAUUGAACUCUUAAGCAGCCCUGUGAUGGAUGUCAAGGAACAAGCUGUGUGGGCUUUGGGUAACAUUGCUGGUGACAGUGCUCGAUGCCGUGAUUAUGUCCUUCAUUGUGGCGCUCUUCCUCCAUUGUUGGCCAUCUUUGAGGAGACUACCAAGAUUUCCAUGCUUCGUAAUGCAACCUGGACCUUGUCAAACUUCUGUCGUGGCAAGAAUCCCCAACCUGAAUGGCCAAUGGUGGCACCCGCUCUUAAUGUCUUAUCCAAGUUGAUCAUGUCUACGGAUGAGGAAGUGUUGAUUGAUACCUGCUGGGCUAUUUCAUACUUGUCGGAUGGUCAAAACGAUCGUAUUCAAGCUGUGGUGGAUUCUGGUGUAUGCUCACGCCUUGUUGAACUUUUGGGUCAUCCCAACACCACCGUUCAAACACCUGCUCUUCGUUCAGUGGGUAACAUUGUCACAGGUGAUGAUCACCAGACUCAGACUAUUAUCAACUGUGGAGCCAUCAAUGCAUUGCAUCACUUGCUAGUCAGCCCCAAGGAAGCCAUUCGUAAGGAGACAUGUUGGACCUUGUCGAACAUUACUGCUGGCAACACGAUCCAAAUUCAAGCUGUGAUUGAUGCUGGUUUGAUGCGACCUCUUAUCCAAAUUCUUGCUCAUGGUGAUUUCAAGACCAAGAAGGAAGCAUGCUGGGCUAUUUGCAAUGCUACCUCAGGUGGACUUAACAAGCCUGAUCAAAUCAAGUAUUUGGUGUCCGAAGGAUGUAUCAAGCCUUUGUGUGAUAUCUUGAUGAGCAUGGACAACAAGAUCAUUAUGGUGACAUUGGAUGGCCUGGAUAAUAUCUUGAGCGUUGGUGAAAUGGAGCGACCCAACACAGCAGAUGGUCUUAACCCAUAUGCAUUGCACAUUGAGGAAUGUAAUGGAUUGGAUUAUAUACACGAUUUGCAACAGCAUGACAACACAGAGAUUUACAAAAAGGCAUACCAAAUAAUCGACAAGUACUUUUCCGAGGAUGAUGAUGGAGAGACGCAGGAGAUGAACCCAGAUAUGGAGGGUGGCCAAUUCACGUUCCAACAACAAGUGCAGGCACCUCAAGGUGGAUUUAAUUUCGGAGGAGGUCAAUAA
This is a messenger RNA of Lichtheimia ornata, 1605 nucleotides long. RefSeq lists its product as uncharacterized. The coding region runs from base 1 to 1605 and encodes 534 amino acids. The transcript is spliced from 4 exons. Gene Ontology annotation, cellular component: nucleoplasm; nucleus; cytoplasm. Gene Ontology annotation, biological process: NLS-bearing protein import into nucleus. The record is from RefSeq and is a predicted model, not a curated record. Lineage: Eukaryota; Fungi; Mucoromycota; Mucoromycetes; Mucorales; Lichtheimiaceae. Gene Ontology annotation, molecular function: protein binding; nuclear import signal receptor activity.